CACCUUCCCUGAAACUGGUUUCCUUGUUUGCUCCUGAAGACCCACAGACUACAGCAAGAAUUUCAUUCAGCAAGAGCAGACGUUUCAGGCUUACGGAGACAUCUGGCAAUAAAACUCUCCCGCUCGCUGAUAUGUCCACACCGCUGGAGGAUGCGAUGGACACCUUGAUCAGGAUUUUCCAUCACUACUCAGGCAAAGAAGGAGACAGAUACAAGCUCAGUAAAGGAGAACUCAAGGAGCUCCUCACCAGCGAGCUCACUGACUUCCUUUCAGGCCAAAAGGACCCCUUUCUGAUUGAUAAGAUUAUGAAAGAUCUGGACUCCAAUAAAGACAAUGAGGUGGAUUUUAAUGAAUUUGUCAUUCUGGUUGCUGCUUUGACUGUAGCAUGUAAUGAUUACUUCGAAGAACAGCUAAAGAAAGAAGGAUUUUAA
Messenger RNA from Chroicocephalus ridibundus (black-headed gull), 431 nucleotides. It is a transcript of the gene S100Z, whose product is annotated as S100 calcium binding protein Z. The record is from RefSeq and is a predicted model, not a curated record. NCBI's taxonomy places the organism in Eukaryota, Metazoa, Chordata, Aves, Charadriiformes, Laridae. Gene Ontology annotation, molecular function: calcium ion binding; calcium-dependent protein binding. The transcript is spliced from 3 exons. Bases 132 to 431 code for a protein of 99 amino acids.